Striga hermonthica is the source of this 864-nucleotide messenger RNA. The record is from the annotation of a GenBank genome assembly. NCBI's taxonomy places the organism in Eukaryota, Viridiplantae, Streptophyta, Magnoliopsida, Lamiales, Orobanchaceae.
AUGCAAUUCAAAUUCUCAGUUUCAUACACACACACAGGUGAUUCCAAAAGGGUCCAACAUUUGCUGGCACUCGAAGGAGCCCACGAAAGAUUGCAUUUGUUUGAAGCCGACUUACUCGAGGAAGGAUCAUUUGAUUCUGUUGUUGAUGGCUGUGAAGGUGUCUUUCACACAGCAUCACCCGUUUUCUUUAAAGUUGUCGACCCACAGGUUUAUUAUUUGAAUUAUUUUUUUCUACAUAUAUUCACAAUUGAAUUUUUUCCCAAGGCCGAGUCCAAAAGUUUGAGCACUCAUGCUGAAUUAUCUCGCAAAAUCGUCGUAAUUUGCAUUUCUGGUUCGAUUUACUCAAAACAGUAUCAUCAGGCUAAUGUGGAAUAUUAUGCUCUCUCAAAAACUUUAGCUGAGAAGACUACAUGGAAAUUCGCUGAAGAAAAUGGCAUAGACGUAGUUACAUUACACCCAGGCUAUGUGAUCGGUCCACUAUUGCAGCCAACUCUCAAUUUUAGUUCUGAGGCUCUAUUGGAUCUUAUUAAAGAAGGAAAACCACUAUGGCCUAAUGGAGUGUACAGAUAUGUGGACGUCAGGGAUGUUGCUCUUGCCCAUGUUUUGGCAUUUGAGAAUUCAUCUGCCCAGGGCCGUUACCUUUUGGUGGGUAGCGUGACUUAUUCGUUUGAAGCGAUCGACAUACUAAAUAGAAUUUUUCCGACUCUCAGCUGUCCUCCAACAAGUACAGAGGAUCGACCUGCCAAGCCCCCAUACCGAGUGUCCCAAGAGAAAGCGAAAAGUUUGGGUCUCGAUUUCAUGCCUCUUGAGGUGAGCCUCAAGGACACAGUUGAAAGCUUUAAGCAAAAGAACUUUCUCUCCUAA